Molecule: messenger RNA, 2401 nt
Organism: Centrocercus urophasianus (Greater sage-grouse)
Lineage: Eukaryota; Metazoa; Chordata; Aves; Galliformes; Phasianidae
Gene: RTCA
Product: RNA 3'-terminal phosphate cyclase
Exons: 10
Coding region: 922-1875 (317 amino acids)
Biological process (GO): RNA processing
Cellular component (GO): nucleus
Molecular function (GO): RNA-3'-phosphate cyclase activity
Source: RefSeq, a predicted model, not a curated record
CACCUCCCCGGUGCCGGCUGUGCCAGGAGGGCAGAACGCGCCCUGGCCCCACCCGUCGGGUCUGAGAAGUGUUCUCCAAGUUCCCCAACAGCUCGCGUGAUCUGAGGCAAUGUAUAGUUAAGAUCAGAUAUUGCCUCCCUGAGGUAUUGCUUGCAGAGAUACGGCAUUCUGUGUUAAAAACAUGUGCUGUCUGUAUGUCCUAGAGCAGUCAUUCUCUUUUUGAUGUCACCAAACACUUCAGACACAUUAGUUGUGUUUCUCAUUUUGACUGAAUAUUCAACCUCCUUCUUCCUAGGCCACUGCUCCUCUUUAACUCCAUUAUUUUCUCACACUUCUUGACUAAUAUCACUAGGCUUUGAACACAUCCAGGAGAUAUGUGUGCCCUGAGGCAGUUAAUUUGAGCUUACUGAAGAAGUCUUGCUUAGUUAAGCUACUGCUUUAUACAUACUUGAAAGCAGUCUGUAGGGCAGUAUAUACAUUUGCUUGGUUUUGGUUUUUUUCGCAGUGGAGCUUGUGAAAGGAAAUCCAGAUGUUCAGGCAGGCUUAGCUGUCAAUUAGUAAUUUGCUGUAGUCUCUUAACAGCCUAUAGCCCUGAGAAAGUUAGAAGCUACUGAACAAAAUCAUACCUCACAGUCCUAGUGGUGUCCUCAGAACAUAACGAAAUAGUGCACAAGUGAAAAAGGAAAUCAAACAACAAAUGGUUGCUUUUUUUCUUUCUUUUCUUCUUCUUCCUAUUUAAACCACUCAAAUAAAUGGAAGUGCAUGCGCAGUAGAACUGCUAGCUCUUUCCUAGCAUGGAGCUUGGCUGUUCAGGAUUGCCACCAUUAUCCCAUUUGCCAUUAUCCCAUAUUUCUUUUUCAAGCAUUUAUCCCAUUAAGAUAAUGACUCCUGCAUCUCAUCUGCCUGGCUUGACCCACUCUAAUGCCUCAGCAUCUGUCUGGAUUGGAGAUUGUUCGAGAUUUAUGUGAAGGGAACCUGGAGGGCGGAGAAAUUGGCUCAACAGAAAUAACUUUCACUCCUGGGAAGAUCAAAGGUGGAACCCACAUAGCAGAUACCAAAACAGCGGGGAGCGUGUGUCUGCUGAUGCAGGUAGCAAUGCCCUGUGUGCUGUUUGCUGCUUCCCCAUCAGAACUGCAUUUUAAAGGUGGGACAAACGCUGAGAUGGCUCCUCAGAUAGACUACACAAUCAUGGUUUUCAAGCCAAUAGUUGAAAAGUUUAAUUUCACAUUUAAUUGUGACGUAAAAAAGAGGGGCUACUAUCCUCAGGGAGGUGGUGAAGUUGUAGUCCAGAUGUCACCAGUCAAAGAGUUAAGUCCAAUAGACUUAACAGAACGUGGCACCGUGACAAAGAUAUAUGGAAGAGCAUUUGUUGCUGGAGCACUGCCUAUAAAACUGGCAAAAGAUAUGUCAGCAGCAGCAGUGAGAUGCAUCAGAAAAGAAAUCAGAGAUCUUUACAUUAACAUUCAGACUGUUCGAGAACCUGAUGAUCAAGCCUUUGGGACGGGAAGUGGAAUAAUCAUUGUUGCAGAGACUUCAACAGGUUGUUUGUUAGCUGGGUCAUCACUUGGCAGGAGAGGAAAAAAUUCUGACAAGGUUGGCAUUGAAGCAGCUGAGAUACUGCUUAAGAAUCUUAAACAUGGUGGAGCUGUGGAUGAUUCUUUACAAGACCAACUGAUCAUUUUUAUGGCAUUAGCAAAGGGAGUGUCUAAAGUGAAAAGUGGACCAGUUACACUUCAUACUCAAACUGCAAUACACUUUGCAGAACAGCUAACAAAGGCCAAAUUUACUGUGACAAAAUCAGAAGAGGAAGAUCCCAGUAAAGAUACCUACAUCAUUGAAUGCCAAGGAAUGGGGCUGAUAAACUCAAACUUAUAGAGUCUAAAAAGAAACAAGAGGAAAGAAGGAAGAUGCAAAAGCAAAAUAAACUCAACAUACCUCAGCAAUGCAUUGCACUAUAGUUCAGUGGACAUAUAACAUGUGAACAGUAGGAUCCUUCUAUCACAUCCAACCAAUUUGAUUUAACUUCAAGGAUGAUAGCAAGUUUUCCCUUGCUGUGCUGAGCAAAUCUGCGGUGUGAGAAAUGGAAACUUCUUUUUUACUAUUAUCAAUGAGUACAGACAGGACAGCAAACAGAAUAUAGUGUAUGUAUUUGGGCAGCUGAGUGCAUCACUUAGAAACUUCAAGAAUUCAGGUUCACCAAAAUAGAGAAUAACUAUUUCAGUUUUGAGAAAAUACACAGAUGAUGUAUCCUUUCCCCUUUAAAAUGUGUAUGCUUUAUUCUUUUGGAUCCUUUAUGUUAGGUAUGUGGAAUAAGGGGCACUAUCAAAUCUGUAGCUCUGUUCUCAACUAUUUUGCUUAAAUUGUGUAUGAGAAAAUAAUAAAGGAGUAGCAGCACAUGAAA